UAACACAAGUGCCAGCCAACCGCUCUAAAUAUAAAAGGCUGAUUUUGAAAACAUACAAUUAAUUUGCAAACAUGUCGCUACACAGAUUUACAAAUACUUUUAGACUGGCAACCAGAGUAGCUGUCAUGCAGCCCCAUCGCAACAAAACACACAGCAGCAGCGCUCAGGCCGCUAGCGAUGUGGCCGCCAAGUUCAAAACUCUGGCCAUCAGUUCGCCCAAGCCCUUCGUCUUCCAUGUGGAGCUGAAUCGACCCAAGCAGCUCAAUGCGAUCAACAGGGAUAUGUGGCUCGAGAUCAAAGACUGCUUCGAAACGCUGGCCAUAAAUCCGGAUUGUCGCACCAUUGUUCUGUCCGCGGCUGGCAAGCAUUUCUGUGCCGGCAUCGAUUUGACAUCUAUGAUGAACAUGGGCCAGCAGCUGGCCGAUUGCGAGGAUGUGGCACGCAAGGGCGUUGUCCUGGAGCGCACCAUUAAGCUCUAUCAGGACUCGAUUAGCGCUGUCGAGCGUUGUCCCAAGCCCGUCAUCAUGGCCGUGCAUCAGGCGUGCAUUGGUGCCGGCGUCGAUCUAAUUACCGCCGCGGACAUACGCUACAGUACACAGGAUGCCUUCUUCCAGGUCAAGGAGGUCGACAUUGGCAUGGCCGCCGAUGUUGGCUCGCUGCAGCGUCUGCCCAAGGCAAUUGGCAGCCAGUCGCUGGCUCGCGAACUAUGCUACACGGGUCGUCGCUUUGAGGCCGCCGAGGCCGAGCGCAGCGGUCUGGUCAGUCGCGUAUUUCCCGACAAGGACUCUUUGGUGGUCGGCGCCCUCGCCCUGGCCGAGGAUAUUGCCAGCAAAAGUCCCAUCGCCGUCCAGACGACCAAGGAGAGCAUGGUCUAUUCACUGGAGCAUACCAAUCAGGAGGGACUCGAUCACAUUCGUAUUAUCAACAAGCUGUAUCUGCAAUCCGAGGACUUUGCCCAGGCGGUAGGCGCCCAGCUCACCAAAGACGAGAAGCCCGUGUUUGCCAAGCUUUAAGAGAUUCUUAUUUAUGAACUUGAACAAUUAAAUGUAUUUUGUUCUUUA
Drosophila novamexicana is the source of this 1061-nucleotide messenger RNA. Its product is annotated as delta(3,5)-Delta(2,4)-dienoyl-CoA isomerase, peroxisomal. The transcript has 4 exons. Gene Ontology annotation, cellular component: mitochondrion. Gene Ontology annotation, molecular function: delta(3,5)-delta(2,4)-dienoyl-CoA isomerase activity. The coding region runs from base 72 to 1013 and encodes 313 amino acids. Lineage: Eukaryota; Metazoa; Arthropoda; Insecta; Diptera; Drosophilidae. The record is from RefSeq and is a predicted model, not a curated record.